AUGAGUAUCAUCUUAUUAAGAUUCACCCUGCCGGCAACCGACAAGAAUAGGGCCUUCCAAGUCUUAACUUUGUCUCUAAAUUUCAGAAGCACCUACUUUUGUAUUGUCUAUCAGAGGAGCCUUUCCACAUCUGCCAGCGUCACGGUGGAUAUUGAACCUUUGCCUAGAAAAGAAGUGAUAUCUGUUUACACUUUGACACCCGUUAUAACAAGCUGUGAUUCAAAUUCAGAUUGUUAUUUCACCAACAUAACUGUAGAUUGUCAUACUACCCAACUAACUACUGUCAACUGUGUGGUCUCAAAUAAUCUGGGUCACAGUGUUACAAGCGAUAACAUGACUGUCCGCUAUGUUCAAGAAAAAUUAGGAAACUGCAAGGCAGACACAUCCCAGGGACUUCCUAUAUCUCCCAGUGGUUCUACAUAUAAUGUGCCAUGUGUGAGGAUUAACCCAGCUAUGCUGGGCACAAUUGAUUACAAAUGUGAAGAUGGGAAUUGGUCCCCGCCAGUAAACGGCUGCUACUCUGCAGUAAUUCUCCAGCAGCUGGUGAAUGUUCAGAACGUAAUAGACGGUCCAGAGGUGCAGCAAGCUUUGCCGGUAUUGCUUGAAAAUAUCACUGCCACAGCCACCAGUGAGAAACAAAACAUUGCGGACUCCUCCAAAACUUUACAGUACAUGGUGAAGAUCAUAUCUGAAGUUUCGAAAGCAAACGUAACAGUGGAGCCUGUCAUGAUGCAGAACUUUAUAAAAACAGUUGAUGUCGUGGUCACCAAAUCCAGCGCUUGGAGCAGUAAUGCUAACGAAAGUGUAACUAUUCUGAAUUCUGUUGAGAAAUUUGCAGAAAAUCUGAACUUCAAUGGCACAAUCGAUUUUAAAAAUGAUUCCCUCAACAAUAUUCAGCUUUAUGGAAAAGUUGUGAGCAAAGAUGAUAGCUACAAUAAGAAUUUCUCCUUGCAAAAUUUAACUGGAAAUGUGUUUAUCGAGGGGGGCGCAUUAACGGGCAACUCUACCAAAAUAGUUACCAUUGCUUAUAGUACGAUGAAGAAUAUUUUGCCAAAAACCACACAGGGGGUGGUCAACGGGUUGGUUAUGUCAACAAUCAUUGGUAAGAACUCCAGUGAUAACAUUGAUAGCAGUAUAUUUAAAAUAAAUAUGAACUUUACUGAGAGUAAAACAUCACUAGAGAAACCAGACUGCGUCUGGUAUGACUUGGAUCAGAAAAUUUGGAAUAGCAGAGGUUGCAUCCCCAUUAGAAUAGACAAUGUGAUAUUAUGCUCAUGUAACCACUUGACAUCUUUCUCAGUUCUUAUGGGAUCAUCAAUUACAGAUCAGUUUUUAGCAAUUAUUACUUACAUUGGAGUCGGAAUAUCUCUCGCAUGUUUGGUGAUUACUCUGCUCAUCGAGGCCUUAGUGUUGGCCUCAGGUAUCAAAAACAACACCUCCUACAUACGUCACGUCUGCCUGGUAAAUAUUGCAGUUACGCUUCUGGUAGCUGAUAUCUGGCUUAUCAUUGGAGCGACACUAGAGCAGAAUACAAGAUCAGCUGCCUGCAAAGCCGCUGCCUUCUUUAGCUUCUUCUUCUACUUGUCUUUGUUUUUCUGGAUGCUGACCACAGGACUCUUUGUUUUAUAUGUCACUGUCUUCUACAUGCAUAGCCUAAGAAGGAGUAAGAGAACCAUGAAGAUCAUAGCUUUACUCCUGGGUUAUGGAUGUCCACUCCUUAUAACCAUUGUCACCGUGGCUUCAACGGAACCCAGUGGAAAAUUUAUAAGCAAGAAAUUUUGCUGGCUUGACUACAGUGACUCCAGAUCGUUCCUUGCCUUUGUGGUGCCAGCUUUAACCAUUGUGUUUGUUGACAUAUUGAUCCCAGUGCUAGUCAUCUUCAUAGAAAAUAGGCCUACGGUUGGUGAACAAUCAGGAAAAGAAGACAGGAAAAUUUUGAUUUUGAUUGUUAAAACCAUUGCCAUCCUUACUCCACUUCUCGGAACUACCUGGGGAUUUGGGCUGGGAGUUGUAAUUAAUCCCGACAACAGAGUGGUCAAUGGAAUAUUUGCCACGCUCAACUCAUGUCAGGGUUUGUUCAUAUUGAUAUCCACUGUUAUGAUGGACAACAAGAUGCAGAAGGCGGUAAGAACCAGCAUAACUUCCUCCUACUUGAGAACAUUCACAUCCAAGGGGCAGACAUCAUCUACAUAUUCAUCAGGAACAUCAAAGCCGAAGAAAAGGAAAUACCCCGUCAAGAAAAAUUAUUAUGGCAAAAUAGCCGUCUAACAUCUCUACUCGACUCAAGAUUCAACUGAAGCAUCUGGAAGUUUAUACUCACAUAAAAGACGAUGACUUGAUAGUCUAAUGAACUUGGAGUGUGGAUCAUUGUACUAAUGAGUAAAAAUAAGCA
This is a messenger RNA of Rana temporaria (common frog), 2392 nucleotides long. RefSeq names its product adhesion G protein-coupled receptor F5-like. The transcript has 10 exons. Gene Ontology annotation, cellular component: membrane. Gene Ontology annotation, molecular function: G protein-coupled receptor activity. The record is from RefSeq and is a predicted model, not a curated record. Gene Ontology annotation, biological process: cell surface receptor signaling pathway; G protein-coupled receptor signaling pathway. Lineage: Eukaryota; Metazoa; Chordata; Amphibia; Anura; Ranidae. The coding region runs from base 1 to 2268 and encodes 755 amino acids.